AGGAGCCAGUUGUUGAUUCUACGCUGCAAAGAGAAGGCGCCGCACACAGAGGUGAAGGGACUGUUUGCAGUGAAGAAGAGGUCUAAAAUGAUGAAGGACACUCAGCCAGUCCAGGGCUAACUCAGACCAAGGGAACUGCAGUGGAGGUGGAGGAGGAAGAGGGGAGAGAAGACUGAAGAGAGACAAAAUAAAUCACAUGACCCGGCCUCGGAAAGGCUCCAAAUUAGUGAUGUUCCCCUCGGGCAGGGAUUACCUCCUCCCCGUCGUCUACCUCUCCAUCUCUCCCGCUCUUCCUCCCUCGCACAGCAGAGCAGCCGCCCAGCUCCAAGACUCUGAGCCGUGAGCGCUUGCUGUGCUCACCCGCCCACACACAAACUCACACAAACACACACACACACACACACACUCACACACGCUCCCUCUCUCUGGCACACACAAACGCACGCUUUCGCAUCCUGCCCAUGGUCGUUGGCCUGUCCUCCUCAGCUGCUGCUCCUGCUCUAGUCCCUGACCAUGAAGAGGCCCAAGCAGCAGACGGGGCCGCUGAGCUUCCUGAACUUCUUCAGCAGGAAGCCCAAAUCGGAGCCAAAGCCCGAGAGGCCUGUGGAAGCGUGGCCCAGAGAGGAGGUGGCCAUCACGCUGACCCCGAGCGAGCAUCCAGAGCAGGACCUCAGCAUCACAGCAGAAGAGGCUGGAGAAUCAAGAGUUUCUGGAGGAGAAAGAGGAGAAGGAGGAGGUCCGCCAGCAGCGGCUGAGGCAGGCGAGGAAGGUGCCGCCACGGCCGAGUGCGUGGGAGGGGCCAGCAGCGGCUCCACUGGCGUCCUGUCCCUCUCCUCCUCCAGCCAGGAGCAGCUAUUGGAUGAACACCUGGAGGAGUGCCCACUGUGCCUGCUCAGUCAACCGCGUUGCCACUUCCCACGACUCACCUCCUGUUCCCACCGAACGUGCUCUGACUGCCUCCGCCAGUACCUGCGCAUCGAGAUAUCAGAGAGCCGGGUGGGCAUCGCGUGCCCGCAGUGCCCUGAAACACUGGCACCGCUGGAUGUUCGUGCCAUCCUGGAUGACCGGGCGCUUCUGGAGCGGUUUGAGGAGUACCAGUUGAGGCGUUUCCUGGCUGCUGAUCCAGAUACGCGCUGGUGCCCUGCGCCUGACUGCAGCUAUGCAGUGAUAGCUUACGGCUGUGCAGAGUGUCCCAAGCUGAGCUGCGGCCGCGAGGGAUGUGACACAGAAUUCUGCUACCACUGUCGGCAGCUGUGGCACCCCAACCAGACGUGUGACCAGGCCCGGCGUCAGCGAGCCCGCCACACCUCAGGCGGCACCGAUGCCUCCACGCUGUACGUCUUCAAUGAAGAACCCGGAGGAGAUGCAGAGGAGAUCAAAGCGUGCCCUCGCUGCGGUGCCUACAUCAUGAAGACCAAUGAUGGCAGCUGUAACCGUAUGAACUGCACUGUGUGUGCCUGUCAGUUCUGCUGGCUGUGUAUGCAGGAGAUCACCGACGUGCACUACCUCAGUCCCUCAGGAUGUACAUUCUGGGGGAAGAAGCCAUGGUCUCAAACCCGCAAGGUUCUGUGGCAGGUGGGCAUGUUGCUCGGAGCACCAGUGGUCAUCUCCCUAAUAGCGGGCAUCGCCAUCCCAGUCAUCAUUGUGGGCAUACCAAUCUACAUGGGCCGCAAGGUCCAUGGUCGCUGUAAGAAAAACAAUAUCUCAGGAAGUAAGCACUACUUGACUGUGGCAAGUGGGGUGAUGAUGUCAGUGUUUGUGUCGCCGGUCAUAGCAGCUGUCACUGUGGGUGUGGGUGUGCCGUUAAUGCUGACUUAUGUGUAUGGGGUCGUCCCCAUGUCGCUCUGUAGGAACGGCUGGUGUCGACCGCAGAGUGAGCCGCCUGAAACACACAAAAUACAACUGGAGGACUUAGCCAGCUAUCUUCUAUUCUCUCAUGUAGUCAGUGACCACUGGACGGGUCAGAACAACCCAACGCCCAGCGACACCAGCGUCCAGGAAGUCAGAGUCAGUGUACAGGAAGUGGGCGUCCUCCCCAGUACGAGCACCACGCCCCCUGAGCUAGAUAGCUAUGAGGAAUUGGAUGAAGCCACUAAACACCACGGAUACGCCCAGCAGGACAGCCAAUCAGACUGCGAGGUGGUUAUUGUGCCUGACAGCAAGCCUGAUGACAUGCAAAUGCUUCCUUCGAGGGAAGGAACCAAUAUUGAGGUCCGUGUGGAAAUUGAGACCCAUCCCAGAGGCGCCCGCCAGUCCAGCCUAAGUAGCAUCCUGUCUAGCCGAAGCUUGUCAGUGGAGUCCCUGGGACACUCGCAGUCCCAGUCCCAAGACUACCUGUGUGCCUCAGAAGAAAGACGAGAGCGGGGAGGAGGAGAAGGAGAGGAGCAGGAGGGAAGAGAGAAACCAGGAGGGGAAGCAGGAACAUACGAUGGGACAGCUUACCCAGUCUUUGAAGUAGACGGUAUAUGAGGUCCUCCAAUGCAGGCUUUGUACUUGGUUGAAGAUUAGUCAGGUUUUGUGGAAAUAAACAAAUCCAUGAGCUGACGCGUCACUGCAUUGACCCGAAAAUCGUUGGCCAAGGCCGCCUCCUGCUUCCAAGACAGGCCCUCCCACCAGUUGCCUUCUAGCUCCAGCCUCUAAGGAAGAUGCGGGUUUAGAGAGAGCAAAUGAAAAAGUGUGUGAGUGUGUGUAUGAGACAAAUAGCAUGAGACUGUGACAUAUACAUCGGAGGGGGAUAAACUGUUAAAGCAGAAAGGAUAGCAUCCGUCAAGGAAUCUAAAACAGAAGUGACUGAGAGCAUGUUAGCGGACUAGUUCAGUCUGUUUUUUUUCUAUGUUGUCCUUUCUGAAAGAGACUACCUUACACCCCCCUCUCUCAUAAAUCUAUUUCAUGAAGCCCUCUCCUGUCUGGCUGUACUCUUACACUUCUUUUAGUGACCUCACCUCCCUCUUUCUGCUCCCUUAACAAAUAAAAACUCCCCCACAAGCAUGAUUUGUUUUAUGGGGUUUAAAAAUCUAACAACUGUCGUGUCAGCAAGUAAAUAUCACAUGCUCCCCAGGCAACGAUGCAAGACAGUAGGGGUGAUUUAUUUUCUACCUGAAAGCAUAUCUCCAGUAUUUUAAGAUGCAGUGGUCACACCUGAAUUGGACAACUUAAAUUAAACGACGCAUGCUGCACUGUUCGAUUACACUUUUGUGAACCAGUUGAAAGUGACAUCUGGAAACUGUUGAAGCCUGUAACUGUUGUUCUCUAUUGGAGUAAAAGGUGCUCUGUGACAUUACAGCAGUGACUGAAUCGAUUGGAUGGCUCAUAAACACCACUAAUUAUUACUAUUAAUCUGAAAUCCACAGUCUUCCAUGGAAGCAGACAGGAGGCAAUGUCACUUUCGCAUUGUUUUAGUCCAGCCUUCAAGAGGGAAUUCUCUUUCACCAGAGAGGGAGACAUUGCUUUAGUUUGUAAAAAUGCUCAUUCUAAUGCAGAUACCUGCACGCAUCGGUGACAACAUGGCAGCAACACUGCAGUCUUUUACUGAAGAGUCUUAAAUUUAAAAGUAGCUGCAUGAUUCUGCUCUUUGCUGUGUAUCCAGGAUAAACACUCACGCAGAUUCACACACUCACUCAUACACACACACACAUAUAUGCCCACAUGCACAGCAGUCGGUGUAGUUGCAGUAGUGUGCGCUGCUGAGAGCAUUAAAUAUAAACUAAAGACCCUCUCAAAUGAUCACAGAGCACCAAAAUUACAACAGCAGCAUGCCACCUCAGGCUAAACUCUAAUAACCCCUACUAGAUGAUUUAUGAGAAAUACAUGAUUAUACAUGCUCUGCUUAGCUUCCUGAGUGUGAAAUACUUGUGAGAGUUGAACUCGGACAUGACAUGAUAACCUGUGCUGGGUUGUGGAGAGAAAUUGAAUAAAGAUUUCACCAUGAAGGACAAAAACACAA
Molecule: messenger RNA, 3943 nt
Organism: Epinephelus moara (kelp grouper)
Lineage: Eukaryota; Metazoa; Chordata; Actinopteri; Perciformes; Serranidae
Product: E3 ubiquitin-protein ligase RNF19B
Exons: 10
Coding region: 514-2469 (651 amino acids)
Biological process (GO): protein polyubiquitination; ubiquitin-dependent protein catabolic process; positive regulation of proteasomal ubiquitin-dependent protein catabolic process
Cellular component (GO): cytoplasm; ubiquitin ligase complex
Molecular function (GO): ubiquitin conjugating enzyme binding; ubiquitin protein ligase activity; zinc ion binding
Source: RefSeq, a predicted model, not a curated record